Nicotiana tabacum (common tobacco) is the source of this 1379-nucleotide messenger RNA. Its product is annotated as WAT1-related protein At4g15540. Lineage: Eukaryota; Viridiplantae; Streptophyta; Magnoliopsida; Solanales; Solanaceae. Gene Ontology annotation, molecular function: transmembrane transporter activity. The record is from RefSeq and is a predicted model, not a curated record. Gene Ontology annotation, cellular component: membrane.
GUGUGAGAAAUAUCAGAAAAAACAUGGUUUUAAGCAGAUGAACUAGUGAUUAACUUCCCUUUUAACAUUUUUAGUUGCUUUAUUUCUCAUUCGAAAGAAAAUAAAAGGAGAGAGUGAGAGGUGAAAGAAGAUGGAAACCGCAGUUCCAUUUAUAGCGAUGGUAGUUCAGCAGUUAGCACAAAUUGGAUCUAUGGUGGCAGCUAAAGUGGCUAUGUCAAGUGGGAUGACUCCUUUCACUUUUACUUUCUACUCAAGUGCCUUCUCAACUCUCAUUCUUAUUCCACUGUCCUUCCUGCUCCAUAGAUCAGCUCUUCCACCUCUUUGGCCAACUUUUCUCAAUGGAUUUUUCUUGCUUGGCCUAACGGGUUUCUUGAUGCAAGUGCUUGGAAUUCUUGGACUUCAAUAUUCCUCUCCAUUACUUUCCACAGCAAUAUUACAACUAAUUCCAGGUUUCACCUUCAUUCUUGCCGUCAUUCUCAGGAUGGAAAACUUUGACUACAAGAGUUUGAACACAAUGGCUAAAUCUGUUGGGACAUUGGUAUCAAUAAUAGGUGCACUUGUUGCAACUCUAUAUAAAGGUCCUCAAGUUUUUGGAAGCCCUUUGAAUUCAAUAUUAACAGCUCCUUCUCAUUUUCUACUCAACCAAUCUUCUGCUUGGGUAAUUGGGGGUUUGCUUAUGAUGAUUACCUCUCUAAUAGCUUCAGUAUUUACCAUUUCACAGGCAUUUGUCCUUAAGAAAUACCCGGCAGAGCUGAUUGUAAUGUUGUUUUAUAGCAGCUGUAUUACAAUUUUGUGUGCUGCUUUCUCUUUAAUUACUGAAAGAGACUUGAAUUCUUGGAGCGUAAGCCCUCAUAGCAGAUUAAAGGCUCUCAUAUACUCGAGUUUCUUUGGAAAUGUAUUCCAAGUGAGUAUAUGCUCAUGGUGUGUGAGGAAAAGAGGACCUCUCUUUGUUGUCAUGUUCCAUCCAAUAGGUAUUGUGAUUGCAAUGGCCGCCAGCAUAUUCUCGGGUGAAACUAUCCAUAUUGGAAGUUUGUUGGGAUCAAUCAUCAUUCUACUCGGGUUUUACUCAGUGAUAUGGGGAAAAGCUAAAGAAUGGAAAAUGGGAGAGAACAAUGGAUGGAAGAGCUUGGAAUCAAAUAGCAACAACAUGCCUUUAUUACAAAACAAAGCUGAUGAUCUAUCCAUGAUACAAAACCAUUGAAGACUCGCACUUUGUUAGUGGGCAUAGUGGAAGAUAUUGGGAAACAAAUUCAUAAAUAACCAUUUUUCAGCAUAUGUAAUUGAAAAAUAACUAUUGUUACUGUGUUGUUAAUUUUACUGGUGAAAUUCUAGGACAUUCUUAUAGGAUUUUUACCUAUGAAAUUCGAAACUUUAUGUUA